Rosa chinensis is the source of this 2391-nucleotide messenger RNA. RefSeq names its product probable WRKY transcription factor 65. Lineage: Eukaryota; Viridiplantae; Streptophyta; Magnoliopsida; Rosales; Rosaceae. Gene Ontology annotation, molecular function: DNA-binding transcription factor activity; transcription cis-regulatory region binding. Gene Ontology annotation, biological process: regulation of DNA-templated transcription. Gene Ontology annotation, cellular component: nucleus. The transcript has 6 exons. The record is from RefSeq and is a predicted model, not a curated record. The coding region runs from base 236 to 754 and encodes 172 amino acids.
UUUACAACACUAGAGGUUUUUUGUCGUCUCUAGCUUAUCCUACUCCCCGCUUUCCCUUUCUCUUUCUACCCCCGUCUCUCUCUCUUAAUCAAUUGCAGUCCCUGAUCUAGCUUUGAUCCAUUUCUGUUUAUAGUUAUUGCUUCUGCAACUUCUGCCUUUUACCAAAAUACAGAAACAAAAAGAGGAUGAAACCCUCUCUUCACCAGAGCAGGACUCAGAAGUCUCAAAGGAGCUCAUGAUUAGGCCAAAAACCCAGGCAUCCAAAAGGAAGGUGGCUCAUCAGAAGAAUGAAGGGCCUCCUUCUGAUUUCUGGUCAUGGAGGAAAUAUGGGCAAAAACCUAUCAAAGGAUCUCCUUAUCCAAGAGGGUACUACAGGUGCAGUACAUCAAAGGGUUGUUCUGCCAAGAAACAAGUGGAGAGAAGCAAAACUGAUGCUUCUGUGCUCAUAAUCACCUACACUAACAGCCACAACCAUCGAGGUCCUCAUGUGACCUCCACCACUAAAAACCAGAGCCCACCACCAAAAGAAGCCCAAAUGCAAACCAAUAGUGAGGAUGAUGAUCAUGAUCUUACAGCUGAAGUGCCCAAAGAGGAUGAACCAGAGCCUGAGCCAGAUCAAGACGAAGAACAAGAACAAGAAAGGAAGGAAGCAAGUUUGGUUCUGCUGAUGAGACUCCUACCGGUGAAGGAACGGGUGCUGCCCUCUCUUCUAUUUGUUGUAGGGGGCGACUUGUGUUUUACUUCUCAACAUUAGGCAAAAAAAAAAAAAUUGAACUCUCAACGGUGUAAGCAAGUGAGCAACGGUCACAGUUUCAGAUAGGCUUACUGGUUUGCUGAGGUAAAAUGCACUGCAACCACAAUGAAGAGCUAGCAGAUGUCUAACAUAGCCACUAGAGUCAAGUUUGAUGUGCAUAGAUGCAGAGGCCUCCAAAUAACAAGAGAAAACUUGUUAUUUACGUGUCAUAAGGAAGAAUUGGGGAACUUCCAAGCUGAACCGGGCAUUCAUCUCGUUCUGUGCUUCCAUCAACCCUGUCCAUUGCGAUCCAGACCUGAUUUCAAGAUCAAUUAAAUGGAUCCUACUCUCAUUUGCAACAUUUUCGAUCAUGGUUUGUAUUGCCGCGAACUCCAGUACUGGAUGGAAAGGGACUUCUUGGUGGCAUCGAUGAAUGCAAGGUUUGUUCCCAUACCAUGUACAUGUUGAGACAUUUCUUCAUUUCCCUUAGAUGCAUAAAGUCCUGUUUCUUUCUCGAUCCUCUCACCAAGUGCCUUAGCGAAGUAGCACACAACUCUUGGAACAGGUGUGCCUUUGAAGGAUGCAAUCCAUUCACACUGCAGAAGCAAUCUGCUUGCUCUUUCAAAUUGUUGGUACCCUACUUUCUCUGCUGCAGCUAACAGUAAGCGAGCAAGUUCUACAUCGUUCGUUUCUUCUUCGCAAAGACCUGAAAGUGCAUAGACAUGUAAAAGUCUUCAUACCCCUGACUAGAGAAUUGCACAAACCUUGCUCCAGCAACCCUCAUGACCUCUUCAAUUGACAGUUUCUGUUUACCACUAACAACAUCGCUACUGUUUUGAUCAAUUUCUUUGCCUUGAACUACCUUGCUACUUCUUUGUCUUCCCCCCUUCAACCUCUUGAAGGCGCUUCCAUAACUGUUUGGGAGCUCCAGUGUUGCUAGAGAAGAUUGAGGAGGCAGCAAUUUCUUGUUAGUUUCAACAAUGUCUGAGCCUCCUAUAUGGCUGUGUGUAAACCAAGCACCAUCCUCAACUGAUUCUGUACCUUGUCCUGAGGAGAAGGUAAAAUCAAAGCUGCUGAAGUUCUCCAAAUUUGAAGAACUUGAAUUGAAAUGUUGUUGCUGUUGUUGGUAAUGGUGGCGUUGGUGAUCCUUCCCGGCCUUAUUGGAAUGCUAAAAACCAUGUUAAGAAGAAACAGUCUCGAAGUUGAAGUUUGGCUUGGAUUGCUGUUGCUGCUGUUGCUGGUCAAGAUCAUCGUGUUGGCUUUGAUCUUUGGACAAAUGGGAUAUUACUACUCCUUUCUUGGCCUUGUUGUCUUGGCAGAAACCAUGUUCAGAAGAAGGAGCAUUCAUUUCUCCCAACUGAUCUUCUAGACCAAAUAAAUGGUCUACCUUGCGAACAUUUAACAUUAAUGUGUCGUCUUUGUCAUAAUCUUCAAGCUGGGGUGGACUCAAACCGCCUUGGAUUUCGAAAUCAAAUGGUGAGAACGAGAAGAAUGCAUUUGCCAUCUCAAAGAUUAUUCAACAGAUCAAAAGCUAUAGAAGCCAAAUAAUAUACUACUUAAAUGAAUUGCUUUUUCGGAUUAAUAUCCAUGAGUGUAUAUCUGCAUCAACUUGUAUAUAAGAUUGGUUGGUAACAAUGAUCAGUACCGUUAUGGGUCAA